AUGAACAUCAAAGAAAAUAAAACGGAAACCACAACAAGUGUAGUAACGACUUUCAGUAAAAAUUAUACAACUAAUUUAUUUACUUUAGAACUCACAACACCGAUUCCUUCUAGAAUAAUUAAUUUUCCCGCGUGCGCCGCCAAAAAUGAAUCGGAAAAUGGUUACUUUUGUCAAGAUCACGUGAGUAUUUUCGAAUGCAACGAUGGUCAAAAAGUAAAUAAAUCGUUAAGAUGUAAUAGAAAAAAAGAUUGUCAAGAUGGUUCCGAUGAAUUCGAUUGUGAGUUUUGGCCGCCUAAAAUUACUUUAUUACCGGAGCAUAGAAAAGAAUUGCUUUGUCAAUUGGAUGAUUCGGAUAAUUUCGAAACUCUUCUUUUGGAAUGUGAAUUUGUCGGUUUUCCAGAGCCUUUGAUUAAAUGGAAAAAAUACGAAGGACACGUUCCAUCAAAAUGUCAACAAGUAUCCCUGGAAGGGCGUGGAAUGCUUUUGUGUCCGAAUUUUCAGCAAGCGGAUCAGGGUGCUUAUAGUUGCGUUGCUGAAAACUCUGUCGGCGUUUCAGAAUCUCAGCCAAAAUCUUUGGUUAUUUGUAAAAAUUACAUUUCUUGCAACGGUUUUAAAAUUAAAAGCGAAGACAACAUAGAACAUUGUUUGGAUUGCUUUUGCUCUGGAAAAACCACCAAUUGUCAAAAUAUAAAAUCUAAACCGACUGUCGUUACCAUACCAUUUCCAUCCGCAGUUACAGACAUUCGAGUGGAAAACAAUGGAAAAAUUGUCAACACCGUUGGAACUAAUGUAACAAAAGACAAGGAACAAAAAAUAAAAUAUUACGUUUUAACAAAAGAAGAACUUAAUGAAAAUUCAUUUUUAAAAUCAUACGGUCGAAGUAUGAGAAUUCCAAGAUAUUCUAAAAAAAUCAAUUACAUGCCUGAUGCACCUGAUAUUAUAAUCGAGGGUAGUAAAACUUCUUUGUUCUACACCUUUAACAUAAUUUCACCGAGUUCAAAUACCGUAGAUGUUAGAUUUUGGCCUGGAAAUUGGCAUCAUUUAAACAGAACGACUGCCACACGAAAAGAUUUAAUGUCUGUACUUUCUGGUAUAAAUCGUAUUUUGUUCAGAUGCGAAUAUAGUAAAGGAAUUUACGAAAAAUGGACAAAAAAUACAAACAUAUAUUUAGAAUCAUCUUUUAUUGAAGAAUCAAAUGCUUCCGUUAGUUAUGUUGAAAAAUGUAUUUGUCCUGAAGGAUACAUGGGAUUAUCAUGCGAGUCUUGUGCACAAGGAUAUGAAAGAAAAAUUGAAAAUGAUGAUUUUAUUUGUCGAAAAAUACAAUGUGAUAGCAAAAACGGUUUUUUUCUCUCUGGAAGUCAAUGUGUUAAAAGUCCAUGCAGUAUUAACGGUUCGUUGAGUUUAUUUCCAGACUUUAAUGGAAAAUGUAAUUGUAAGGAAAAUUACACUGGAGAUUUUUGUAACAACACGGUAAGCUGUCAACCGGGGUAUUACAAUGUUGAUAAGUUUAAAACUUGUGUUAAAUGUUGGUGUAGUGGCGUUACGGAUAAAUGCAACGGUUCAACUUUAUAUCGAACGGAAAUUUCUAGUUUUUCCUUAGGUGGAUACAAUUCUUCCAACGGAAGAAACUUUUGGCUAUUACCAUCCAUUUUUAGUGGAAACAGAUUGGGAUCUUAUGGAGGUCAUAUUAAAUAUUCUUUAAAGUACAGUCACGAAAUGCCAAAACAAAAUUCUCUUCUUAGCGUUGAAAUCCUUACCGUUAAUGAAACAACGCUUUCAUUCACCCAUUCCAAUAUUGAUAAAAGUACGAGAGAAAAAGAAAAAACUUGGUUUGUACCUUUACUAGAAGGACAUUGGAAAAAAGCAGAUAAAACAUUUGCAAAUAGAAGUGAAUUUUUAUUAGCUUUAACUAAAAUAAAAGCAAUUUAUAUUGAAUCUCCUUAUCAUAUAUCAUCCGGUAAAGUUAAUUUGACUUGGGUCAGAAUGAGCGAUGCGCAACUUUUAGGUACAGGUUCCGAAUUGGCUUCUGACGUCGAGCAAUGUUUUUGUCCCCCGGGUUACUCUGGAUUAAGUUGCGAAAAUUGUGCACAGGGUUACUAUAAAAAGAAAAAUACAAAUUUAUGUCUUAAAUGCGAAUGUGAUAAUUGUGAUCCCGUGGAAGGCUGUUUGAGUUGUCCAAAAGGUUUUUAUCAAGAGAAUUCGAAAAAAGAAAAGAAACCCAUUUGUAAACCUUGCGAAUGCAAUAAUAGAGAAGAAAAAUGUGGAAAGGAUGAUUACAACAAUACCUACUGUAUUUGUAAACCCGGUUUUACAGGAUUACAAUGUGAAAAUGAAGUUGUUUCGUCACAAAAUUCAACUCACCUAACUGUAAAAAUUUCUCCCAAUAAAAUAACUAGUGAUGUGGGUGGUGGUUCGGUAUCAUUUAAUUGUUCUUAUGAUAGCGGAGAAAAAAUGAAAAUUUCUUACAAGAAAAUUUUCUUGGAUAGAACUGAGGGACCUUUUCUAGGAACUUUACUUUCAUCAAAUCAAAAAACAAACGACUAUAAUGGAUUCAUUAAUUUUAACGUAGAAUUCAGUGAAGAUUUGAUACAAGUAGAAUGUUUGGUGCAUAAUGUGAAAGGAAUGGAAGUUGGUAAAGUGUUGGCGAUCGUUGAAAAUACUGCAACUUUUCAACCUGUUAAAAUUACAAAUUGCUAUUCGACCGUGACACACGUCAAAGAAACCAAGAGUAAAGAUUUUAUUUGUCAAGUAACUGGUUAUCCGCAACCAAUAACAACAUGGUUUGCCAAAAAAGAAAAUGGUACUCGUCAAAAAGUUGAAUCUACAGGUGGUGUUUAUUCAAUCGAAGCCGUUACUUUGCAAGAUAACGGAACAAUUUAUACGUGUGAAGCAGAAAAUUCGAUAGGAGAUAAAGAUGUCUGUUCUGUUCUUUUAAUUGUUGAGAAAAAUUGUGACUUGGUUCACAUUAUACCAAAAUGGCAAGAGGUAGAAGAAGGAGAUGAUAUCAUUUUACAAUGUAAGACAACUGCCAACAGUUCGGUUAGUUGGUCGCGUCCCAACAAAAUUUUGCCUUUUUUUAGAACUUUUGAAAAAAAUGGCAAUUUAAAUAUAACAAAUUCAAAAAUUGACGAUUCCGGUAAUUAUACUUGUAAGGCUCUUUCAUCCGAUGGAAGACGCAUUGAACAAUCAGCAUGGGUUAACGUUAAAGAAAAAUUAACGCCUCCCGUUAUCAGCAUUGAUAAAAAUGAUACUAUCAUAUUGGAAGACGGUGAUUUUGAAGUUAAAUGUUCGGCAACUGGAAAACCGGCUCCAUCGGUUACAUGGAUGAAAAUUUCCGGUAAAAUCGAUAAUAAUGUUAAAAUAAAUAAUGGAAUAUUAAAAAUAAAAGGUGCGACUCUCGGAAAUAGUGGGAUUUAUCAAUGCGAAGCAAACACAACUGCGGGUGAAGAUGUCGGACGAGUUUUUGUAGAAGUAAAAGAAACGAAAAUUCCACCUAAAUUAAAAAUCGUACCUUCUUCACUCAUACCCAUCGAAGGUGAGCGAGCAUUUUUAGAAUGCGUGGUAUUAGAGGGUAAACCCAAACCGACAUUAUAUUGGCUCAAAGAAAUUAAUGGAGAAUUUAAAAAAUAUAAAGACGGUGAAAAAUUAGAAUUUUUAAACAUUUCACGUUACGAUGGUGGAAUAUAUCAGUGCAAAGGUCAAAAUUCGGUUGGACGAGAUGAAGCAUUUUCCGAAAUCAACGUCAUGUUCGUACCGGAAAUAACACUGUCGGAAACUCAUAUUGAAGUUUAUGAAAAUGAAGAAAUAAGCGUUAGGUGUUCCGCCAUUGGAAAUCCACUCCCGAAAUUAAUGUGGAAAAAUCAAUUGAAAAGUUAUAAAAGAAAUAUCAAGGACAACGACGUUUUGGCAAACAUGUAUUUAAAUCCACCGGAAAUAACGGUUAAAUUAAAAGCAUUUUCCGAUUUGAUUGGUUUAAUAUGCGUUGCUAAAAAUGAAGCAGGAGAAUCUGAAAAAGAAGUUUUGAUCGUCGAUGGUUUCGUACCUAAAUUCACGCAAGAAUUAAAUAGUUUUUUGGUUUUACCGACAACGUUAUCGUCGAAAAAAAAAAUCGUUUAUGAAAUAUCGUUCGAAACGAAAAAAAAUGAUGGUUUACUUUUCAAAGAUGAAAACGAUGUAUUUGUCUUAUACAUUCACGAUAAAAAGGUUUCCAUUUUGUUGCACCUGGAUUAUGAAAAAAGACAUCAUUUUAAUUCGACGAUUAAUCUUAAUCAUAACGUUUGGUAUACGAUUAUGGUUGAAAUGACGUUAAAAACAGUUAAAUUAAUUAUUUACGAUUCGAAUUCUGCGGUAUUGGAAGAAAAAAUAGAACAUUUUAAUAAUUUCAGAGAUGUUAUUUAUACGAGUUUAUUUAAUAAUUUUUACGUCGGUGAAAUACCAUCGUUGGACGGUUGCAUAAGUAGAUUGGUAAUUGAUGAUAAAGUUUUUAGUUUGAUUAAAGAAGGAAGUUAUUCAACGAAUGUUAAUUUAUGCGGAAAAUGUUCCGAACGUUUAAAUCCGUGUCGUAAUAUUGGAAAAUGUUUGGACGCACCCACUCAAUUGGGUUUUGUUUGUUUAUGUCCGGAAGCACAAAGAGGUGAAAAAGAUUCGUGUCCGCCCAGUUGCUACGGAAGAGGAUGUAACAGUCAACGUGAUCUUUGUAACAUGUUAUCACCGUGUAAAAGAAAAGAUUUAAAUUUUUGUUCAAAUAAAAUUUCUAGUUUAUCAUGUAGUUGCAGUCUCGGUUAUUCAGGUUUAACUUGUGAAAAAGAGGAACAAUCAUCGUUUUGCGUCGGAGGUGACGGUUACGUAAAACUUCCAUCAAAAUAUUUAUACAGAUUUUCAUUGGCGGAACCGGAAACGAUUGAAAUACAUUUCACAACAACAAAAUCAAACGGACUUUUAUUAUGGCUGAUCGAUGGAAAAGUAGAAUACACUUAUAAAAAUCAAGGAAUAAAACUUCAAGUUCAAACAAGGGAAAGAUUAUCGUUUGAUAAAAAUCACACGUUGAUAGCAAAAAGAACAAACGAAUCCGUCGUUUUACACGUGGAUUCGAUAACUUAUACAAAUUAUACAAAAUUUACAACGAAUCGUGUCGUCGGUGAUAUUUAUUUAGGAGCACCGUCAAAUUUUCUACCCUAUGAAGAUAGAUUAUGGUUUAUGAAUAAUUACGGUUUGAGUGGUUGCAUUAAUUUCGUUUCAUUUGGAUUAAAAAAACAAAAAAUUAAUUUCAAAGAAAAUAUAUUGGAAAGUUUAAACACGUAUCAAUACAAACCCGAGUUGGCAACAAACGUUAUUGAAAUAUAUAAUUAUGACAGAUCGGAAAGUGAUAGCGAUGAUCAUUUUGAAUACGAAUAA
Molecule: messenger RNA, 5394 nt
Organism: Pediculus humanus corporis (human body louse)
Lineage: Eukaryota; Metazoa; Arthropoda; Insecta; Psocodea; Pediculidae
Product: cell adhesion molecule, putative
Exons: 29
Coding region: 1-5394 (1797 amino acids)
Molecular function (GO): protein binding
Source: RefSeq, a predicted model, not a curated record